Ruditapes philippinarum (Manila clam) is the source of this 8483-nucleotide messenger RNA. RefSeq lists its product as uncharacterized. The record is from RefSeq and is a predicted model, not a curated record. NCBI's taxonomy places the organism in Eukaryota, Metazoa, Mollusca, Bivalvia, Venerida, Veneridae. Bases 373 to 7884 code for a protein of 2503 amino acids. Gene Ontology annotation, cellular component: myosin complex. Gene Ontology annotation, molecular function: ATP binding; cytoskeletal motor activity. The transcript has 38 exons.
AUUCCUACGCCACACCUGACGAAAUACACCACUCUGACUUAAUUGAUUUUGAAUAUAAGUAGGACUGGAAGUUAAAACAAAUGAUUAAAACAACUUUAAUUGACAAGGUAUUGGACUGUGGCAGGUAAUUUUAAUUGACAAGAAAUUGUGAUUCAAUUGGACUGGAGCAGAUUGUAUGAAUAGAUAUGAUACAGGCCGAGGAACUAUAAAAAGUCAUAUUAUUGUAAACAUCAAGAGUCGUCUACUUGGAAAUCAUUAUAAUCAGAGUAGUAUUUGGUUAAAAUAUCUUCGUAAUACACAGAACACAAACAUGUAUUAGUCAAUCGCACAAAGUUGUCUGUUCGAACCAAUCCAAAAAACUGACCAAUCAGAAUGGAGAUGACAGAGAUGCUUCAACAUGAUCUGUCUCGCAUGGACGAUUUGUCUAUUGAAAGCAUCCAAAGAUGUCUGAAGGCGAGAUAUGAUCGUGACCUUAUUUACACAAACAUAAGUGACAUAUUAAUUGCUGUCAACCCCCGCAAGCAGCUCAAGAUUUAUGACGAUAAGAUCCAUGAUAAAUACAAUGCUGACAAAUUCGGAACAGAUUUAGAGCCGCAUAUUUUUCAAGUCGCCGCAACAGCAUACAGACGCAUGCGUGAAAAUGACACGAAUCAGGUCAUCAUUGUUUCUGGAGAAAGUGGCGCCGGCAAGACAGAGAGCACAAAAUAUAUGGUCAAACAUAUGGUACAUAUGUGUCAGACAGGAGAUAUGGUCUUACAUGAAAAAAUCGUCAAGAUCAACCCUCUAUUGGAGGCUUUUGGAAAUGCCAAAACAAUAAUGAACGACAACUCCAGUAGAUACGCUAAAUACCUGGAAAUCAGCUUCAAAGAAGGUGGAGAACUCGCAGGAGCGGUCGUUAGAGACUACAUGUUAGAGAAAUCCAGGGUAGUUCAUCAAAAUAACGGAGAGGGAAACUUUCACAUAUUCUACGCAAUGUUUGCUGGAUGCACGCAAGAAGUCCUUGAUGACCUCUUUCUGAAUGACCCUGUAGACAGUUACAGAAUAAUGCAGAGCGAUCAGUCUAACCUUGGUGAAACAGAACGGUUUAAGAAGAUGUAUGAUAACAGUAUGGAGAUAUUGCAAAAAAUUGAAGUUGAGAAGGAAGUUGUGAUUAGAAUGUUAGCAGCGGUUGUACUUAUUUCGGAGAUAGAGUUUGAAGAAGACAACAGAGGGGCUGCACAAUUAAAGGAUGUUGCUUCAUUUGCUCAUGCCGCUAAAUUGCUAGAUCUUGAUGAAAUCACGUUCGGCGAGGCGCUAAUUACAAGUAAAAGAUAUGUUAGAGGUGACUAUAUAGCAACUCAUAAAACAACAAAACAAGCAAAUGACGGACGUGACGCGCUUGCCAAGAUGUUGUAUGAAAGAAUGUUCGGCUGGUUGGUUAGAAUGAUAAACAGAGAUCUUCACCCGAACAGGCUUGGAUCAAACCUAUCUGCUUGCAUCGGAAUUUUGGAUAUUGCCGGCUUUGAAAAGCUUCAGAAUAAUAGCUUUGAACAAUUGUGUAUAAAUCUAGUGAACGAAAAACUUCAAAGUUUCAUGAACAAAAAGAUCUUUACAAUGGAAUUAGAAAUAUACCAGGCUGAGGGAGUACAACUGGAUGGGAUACAUUUCGAAAACAAUGAUGAUUUAUUGGCAAUGUUUGAAAUGCCAAAGUCAGGUAUUCUAGCAAUACUGGACGAGAAUUCCAACAUACAACAUUCUUCCGAUCGUGGAUUUGUUGAUCACUUGAAAAAGAAAUUUGGCCAAAAUAAACUGUUCAUACAACCACCUGGAGACCACCCAGUUUUCUGUAUACAGCAUUUUGCAGCUUUGGUUCCGUACAACGCCGACGGAUUUUUAGAGAAGAACCGAGACAGAUUGAAUGCUGAACUUGUUCAGACUAUGAGGGAAAGCAAAGAUGACUUCAUUGCUGACCUAUUCACAAUCAAAAAAGGACCUACUGGAACAAUAUCAAUGGAACCAGGUUUUCAGUUUCGACCAUCGCGACGUGGAGUACCAGUGAUGUUUCCAGGUAAGCCCAAACUUAAAUCAACUCCGGCAGGAGCGGCUCUAGCAAUGGAAAUAGGCAAAAGUUUAAAGAAGAAGUUUGGGACAGUUCAACAGCCACAACCACAGGAAUUGACACAGAUUACUCCUGGAAAGAAACAUUUGACGCUUGUUUCAUUUUUCCAGAACUCUUUGAUGCAGUUAUUAGAGAAAUUGGGUGACGGAGACCCAUUUUUUGUCAGGUGCAUUAAAGCCAAUUCAAAUCUGUCAGCGAACGACUUCGACCAGAAUGUUGUCGCAGAUCAAUUACGAUACAAUGGAUUAGCAGAAAUUGCGAAGAUAAGAAAAAUGGGCUUUGCAGUUCGCAAAUACUAUACGGACUUUAUCUCAAGAUACCGUUGUUUAUUUCCGUCUUUACCGCCAGAAAGACAGGCAGACGUGACUCAAAGUCUUCUUCGUUUAGUCCCAUCUAGUUUCCAAGGAUAUUUCAGAUGUGGUACAUCAAGGAUAUUCAUGACGAUCGAGCUUAAUGAUUGGUUUGAGCAAAUUUUGCGUUGUCGUCAAAGAAUAGCUGCUGCUACAGUUACUAUAUGUAUGAGGAAGGUAGCAGAAAUAAAAAAGGAACAAAAACGCAUUGAAGCUGAUAGAAAGAGACGGGAAGAAUCGGAACGAUUGAGGCAAGAGGAAGAAGAGCGUAACAAAGAGAAGAAAGAAAAGGAUCAGGAAGAUAAACCAAAUGGUUCAGGUACAUCAACGGGAGGUUUAGGUGCAUCCGGAGGAGAUUUAGGUGCUUCCAGAGGAGGUUUAGGUGUUUCAAAAGGAGUUUCAGGUGGUUUAAGGCGAGGGUUAGGUACAUCAGUGACUGGAAAUGAUAGUGAUCCCCCUUCUUAUUUAUCGGAAGAUGAUUCAUCAUUAACAUCGACCCCUUUUGACUCUGAAGGACAAUUUACAGGACUAGGAGACACAUUACCACAUGAUGGAAGAUUUAGAACAUCAACUGAAUCGACUCGAUCACCUUCUCCAGUUGCCCAUAGCGAUGACGAACACACGGAAAAGAAAGAAGUGGAAAAACAUAAUAAAAAGGAAAAGAAGAAGACCGAGUUCUGGGACGUCUGUCGGAUAAUUGCACGGGAAAGAAAAAUUCGUGACGUCGAUGAGGACAGGGGACUUCAAGUGAUCAAAGUUGUCACUUAUAUUCUUUUAUUCUGUAUUCUCCUUUGGUGUGCAGUUGCUCAAAAACUCAGCUUGGUUGUCCUUGUGUCACCAGUGAUUGAUCGCACAAAAGAUAAUUCUCAGUCAGAUGUACAGGUAGGUAAAAGGCACUUCAUGCGUUUAAACAGACAUUUGUAUGGUUAUAAGCCACCAAGUGCCAGCAGCGGGACAGUACAAAUUGAGUGCUGUAGGAAGGUGGAUGUUGCUUUGAAGUUACAAUUACAGUGCUUGGUUGUCGAAAUUAUGCAUUCCAUCGGCCUUUGUACUCUUGCGUUCAUCAUUCUUCCAGAAUUGGACAUGGUCCGUGGAAUUCUUUUAUUGGGUGGCGUAGCUGUAGUGCCGUCGGUUUUGUUUCCAAUUUGUGCUUCAGACGUAGAAAGCAGUGGGAAGAAUGUAAAUGAUGAUAAAAAUGAUCAGGCGGCGUUCAAUGAAAGGCGGGGUUUAAUGAACAAUAAACAAAAUAAUCAAGGAAAUACAGCGUCCAAUGAACAAUCAACAAAACAAUCAACCAUAUUCAGACUUUCUGUUUUUGCUCUAAACAUUAUAACAAUUUUAGUGCAAUUUGCGUACAUUUCCGCUGUUUUAGUGUUAGAUCAUUUUGUCGUCGAUAGUAGAAUAGACAAAGAAAACAACAAUUUUGUCUAUUUCAUAUUAAGUAUACUUUUUGUUUCUUGUGCAUAUUGGGAAAAUUUCGUAGAUGACAGAUUUUGCUGGACAGAAAAUUCAAAAGGUCGUUGUGGACAGUUUAUAUUGAAGGCAAAAUUUGAACUCCAAGAAGCAAGACCAAUAAUUUCAACAUGUACAAGUUUCAUUAAGAUCGGUAUAACCCUUCUUCUUUCAUGGAUAAUUAAAGCGUAUUAUGAAGAAAACAUUGAAGAUGACGAUAAUCAUAAGCGUAUUGAGAAAGUGACAUUUUCGGAAGCGUUUGGUGAGCUCAGCGAAAAUGAUUUAAAGCGUAGCGGAGCAAUAAUAACGCUGAUAUUGUCUGCCUUUGCCGGAAAUUAUGUUGGAUAUACAGCAUGUAAAUUAAAGCUACAACGAUUUUCGUUUUGUAUUCCUCUCAUGCUAUCUACACCAUUGGCAGUAGUUAUAGCAGCAGUUGAAUGUUCAAUUGGAGGUGUACUUAGCCCGUUUACGUCGGAAAAAGGACACUGUCGCGAAGAUAUUGAAACUUUGAAUGUGGUUUUACACUAUAUUUGUGGCACUACUGUGUGGAUAUCUUUGUAUUGGCUAUGUAGACAUAUAUUUUACCCGGAAAUAGAAAGACUUGCCAAGACCGAAAGAUUGUUUAUGAACCCAUUCUAUUGCGGAAUUCUUUUUGAGCAGCAUCUACUUUUAAACAGACGCCGACACACAAGGAUAGUUUACAUGGAUAUAAAAGAUGAAAAGGUUUCUUACAGGUUGUCCAAAUUUAACUCGAAAGUUAAUAUCGAAGGUGACGUAGAAGAUGAUGUUGCAAGCCAAGCUGAAAAUGAAGACAUUCAUGCAGAUAAUUACAAAAACAAAAAGUUCAGAGAUACCCCUAUGAUAUACGCAUGCGCAACAAUGUGGCAUGAGACUAAAUAUGAAAUGUUUCAGCUUAUGAAAUCGAUAUUCAGAAUGGAUAGAGAUCAGUUUGUCAGACGACAUGCUGAACAAGUAUUCAAUAAGAAAGAUGAAGAUUUCUAUGACUUCGAAGCACACAUUCUGUUUGAUGAUGCAAUGACAUUGGGUGAUAAUAACGAAUUUGUUCCAAAUGAAUAUGUAAAGUUAUUGGCAACCAUCAUGGAGGAAGCCGCCAGCUGUGUAUAUGAGCAAACUGUGAAAAUAAAGGCACCUUACAAAGUUCCUACCCCAUAUGGCGGACAAGUCAUAUAUAUAAUGCCAGGGGAUAACUUCCUUUUCAUACAUUUAAAAGACAAACAAAAAAUAAGGCAUAAGAAGCGUUGGUCCCAGGUCAUGUACAUGUACUAUUUGUUGGGUUUCCGGAUAAUAAGAAUGUGUGAGGAAACGGUUUCAGCAGCACUUAACGAAGAGAAAAUAAAUGAUUUAAUACAAUGGGAUUCUGAAAGUAAACCUAAUGGACCAAUCGGCAGAAGUCAUAUAUUUCAGGCGUUCGAUGACCAAGUUCUUAAAAAGGCACAAAACACGUUUCUGUUGGCGCUUGAUGGUGACGUAGACUUUUCCCCUGGUGCAGUCCGCCUUCUUCUUGACAGGAUGAGAAAAAGUGAGAAAGUUGGUGCUGCUUGCGGCAGAAUACACCCUAUUGGAAAAGGGCCUGUUGUUUGGUUUCAAAAGUUCGAGUACGCUAUCGCUCACUGGCUACAGAAAGCGACGGAGCAUGUUCUUGGGUGUGUACUUUGCAGUCCCGGAUGUUUUUCUAUGUUCAGAGGGUCAGCACUUAUGGAUGAUAACGUAAUGAAGAAGUAUACUAUUCUGCCAAAAGAAGCUGCGCAUCACCUUAUGUAUGAUCAAGGCGAGGAUCGAUGGUUAUGCACACUACUUUUACAGCAGGGGUAUCGAGUUGACUAUGCAGCUGGAUCUGAUGCUUUCACAUACGCACCUGAGAGGUUUGCUGAGUUUUUUAAACAACGUCGAAGAUGGAUGCCAUCUACCGUUUUCAACAUAAUUGACCUUCUUGCUGACUACAAGAACACCGUAUAUGUAAACUCCAACAUCAGCAUGCUGUAUAUCCUGUAUCAGGGUGCAUUGUUGUUGUCUACAAUUGUCGGCCCUGCAACUGUUUUAAUGAUGAUUGCCGGCGCUAACAUGGUUGUCUUUAAAGUCACUGUCAUAUGGGGAUAUGUUAUUGCUCUUGCACCUGCGAUAUUCUAUUUUAUCUUAUGCUUUUAUGUGAAGGAAAAAACACAACUCCAAGUAGCAGAGAUAUUGACAGCACUAUAUGCGUUUGUGAUGAUGAUUGUAUUAGUUGGAACAAUAGUUACCGCAGCUCAAGAGAGUCCAUUUCAUCCAAGUGUCAUAUUUUUAGGUUUUCUAGUUAUAGCAUUCACCUUUUCAGCGCUGUUGCACCCAAAGGAGUGGUCAUGCAUCGUUUUUGGAGCUCUUUAUUUUCUUCUUAUACCAACAGGCUUCUUACUUCUCAAUAUAUAUUCAUUGACCAACUUGAAUAAUGUAUCAUGGGGUACUCGAGAAGUUCCAAAGAAAAAAACUCCAGCUGAAAUAGAAAUAGAAAAAAGGCAAGCUGAAGAAAAGGAAAAGAAAAAAAAAGAAAGAGGUUUUUUCGGUAGACUUUUUCCUACAUUUUCUACUAAAGAAUUUAAAGAUAUUCUGAGCAAAUUCACAGAGAGCCAAAAUACAAAGAAAGAGGAUUUAAGUUUCCAUGAGACAAACAAAUUGCUAAAAGAAAUGAAUGAGCAUUUGAAGGAAAUUGUUAACCAAAAGAAUGAGCCCAAACCUGCACCGACAAAAACGGUUCUUCUUGAUGACGAUACAAUAGAUCAUGACGAACCUGGCAACACGGAUAGACAACAACUUGCACAGGUCAAACUUAAGGGCAUAUUGAAACAACCACACCACGCACAACAUAAAAAAAGACAUGACUACGUAUCUGGCAGCAUAAGGAAUAUUGACGAUGACUAUGAGGAAACGAUAUACGAUAAAGUUAAAAAGUCGCGUAACGAGCUGUUUAAUCCAGCUUGGGUAGAGUGCGAGGAACUUGGAAACGGGAAAGUGAUUCCACUCGCCUCAGAGGAAUUGAAAUUCUGGGACAGAUUUAUAACCAAAUAUCUGAAACCUCUAAACCCUGAGGUGGAAGAGAUAAAGAACACUGCAAAGAGUUUGAUAGACUUACGGAACAAUAUUGCACUUGGUAUGGCGAUGAUAAAUUUACUAUGGAUUGCCAUCAACUUCAUGUUUCAGUUUGAAAGGCCGACAACCAUAUCGUUGAAGUUUUCUGGAUCGUCUGACAAUCCUGAUAGUCCUGACUAUCUGGAGGAAAACCAAGAAGAUACCGAUGGAAGUGCAUCAACUAAUAAUGCCAUUGAAGUUGAUUUAUUGGGAUUACUCUUCAUCAUUUUUUACUUAGCUAUUCUGUUGCUUCAAUUUAUCGGUAUGAUAAUACAUAGGUGGGGAACGUUCCAACAUCUUGUAUCCGUAACAAAACUGAAAAACCCUCUUCCUCAGGUUGGUUUCAAAGCUAAACAAUCUUUAAAUGAAGUAAAAAAGGAUGUUGAUUCAAAAGGAGCAAGAGGAAUUAUAGAUACAAUGAUUGCAGAACCCCUGCCAGAUUAUUCUGAUGACAGUGAGAACGACGAGGAGUUUGAAAAAGAAAUAGAGACCAAACUGCAGGCUUUACAGAAAACAGGGUCAAGGUAUCAAUUGACUGUAACAAAAAAUGGUUUAAGUGCAACUUCAAGGCGUCUGGAUGAGACAAUGACCGAAUUUGGAAGAUCAAGACAAGCUUUAUCACAAACCGCCAGAAUUAUAACAGAUGGUAUCCAGGCAACUAUGAGGAAGCAUGCAAACGCUCCAAAAACUGAUCAAUUGAGAUUGGAAAUGCAACAUGAGGCGCGUAGGGCGAAGGAUAAAUAUAUAGACAGACCACUCCCACCAGUAAAGCGAAGGAGGUUAAACCUAGGAGCAGGGCGGUCAGAGCUUGCAUCUCGAUUACAGGAUAUAAAUCCUUCAACUAGGAGAUAUUUUCAUGAGUAACUUAUUACCUGUUUUGCUUUACAAGUUUCAUUUGGAAGCCAUUAAAUUUAAAUGUAUGAUUUGAAGGAAAUAUCGGUUAUUUGAGCGUCCUUUUUGUAUUAUAACAAAUAUUCAUAAAGAAUUUAACGUUAAUUUACAAAAUCAUACUAAUGUUCUGCAGUAAUAAAAACAUUUGACAUAGUUUAUAUCUGUUUGUUUUGCACGUAAGACCAAUAUAUAUUUCACUGACAGAACACCAGAUAUAAUUUUAUGUGGCUUAGCUAAAUAUAAAAAUAUAUAAAAGCCUGUGUUCACGGGUGAAUAUUAUUUGAUCUUACAUACAAAACAAAGAAAUUAACUAUUUAUUUCAUGCUUUUAAACGAUUUUAAAGAUAUUUUCACAUUUUAUUUGCCGCUAUUGACACGAACUCUAAUGCAUGCCUUCAUAAAAUCAUAACAACACAUUGUUAUUGUUGAAAAAUAAUUCUGUAAAAUUUCAUUUAUUUUGUUACAUUUUGGACAUAGUAAGUUCAAAUGUCCAUGUGUUUUUCGAAAUCAAGUAAAGAUACGUAUUUACACAUACUGGUAUUUGGCAUCCAAAUAGUCAAGCUGCUGUGAAAA